AUGAACCAGCACCAAACAGACUAGUGGCUCUUAGCCCACGCCCUGCGACAUGGGCCGAGAUGACUCGAUCCUACUCAUCGGACCACGGAACUUGGACUAUAAAAAUUGCAGAGCUCAGAUUCCACCAUGACUCACACAUAUGAAUACUGCACAGAAACAUAUCCCAUCUUCCCUCUCCCUUCCAUUCUCUCUAAACACGAAAUUGCAGACCAAUUGAACCUGCAACAAUGGCCCCUCCACCGCGACCAACACCCCCAUACACCAUCCAAACCUACACAUCCUCCCAACUCAGCCAGCACCCAGCCCUAGUGGCCGAGCUGACCGACCUCAUCAACGAGAGUUUCGGAGUCUAUGCGAGUCACCCGCUUGGCCGAACGGGCCUUCGAAUGGAACGCCCGGGGCAAUUAAUCGAGGAGCUCGGCCCGUCCGGUCUGACAGCCAUAUACUUUCACCAUGCCGUCGAUGCAGAAGAACAUCCCACCAAAGCCGCCCAGUUACCGGGCCAGGUCAUCGGAACGGCGAGCAUCAAGGCCUGGGCGGGUGAUGCAAUCUGGAACCCCGUUCGAACGCUUCCUGGUGCGGGUUUGGAACCCAAAGACGACAAGUUAGUAUCCGUCGACGGAGACUUCGAACUGGGAAUUGUCGCUGUCAAGCCCAUCGCCGAGUUCAGAGGGAAAGGAAUCGCAGAUAAACUGGUGGAGGCGUGUGAGCAGGCGAUUCUUCCGAAAUGGGCUCUUAGAGAGGACAUCCGGCCAUCCUUGCCCGCGCAGGCGCAGGCGCAGGCAGGAUCAUCUACUCCUCGCAACGUGGCCAAAAUCUCACCCCCAAGCCCCGUCAAGAUCAUGGUCAAGGUAGUCAAAGAGAUCACGGCCUUGUAUUGGGAGAGGAAGGGGUUCGUUACCGUGGGCGAACGGCUGUAUCCGCCGGGAACGUCGAGCUGGGGUGUCGAGAAGGAAUUUACGAUGAGUGCGAUGGUGAGGGAGUUGCCUGUUGCUGUUUAGCGUUUAGUGUUUAGUGUUUAUACUCCGUGAGUUCGAAGGGCAGGUCUGGAUGACGCACGAGCCAACACCUUAUAUUGUGGGUCUAUUGUGCAGACAAUCGAUUGUUGGACCUAUUCAUUGUAAAUAUUUACAGUAUAAAGAAAGAGAGAUAGGCGAAAGACAAUAACCCAAAUGGUAUAGAACGCCAAACACACCAGACUAACCUAAUCUUAAACAUCCUGUCCUGAAUCGGAUCAGGCCGCAGUUGCUAUACAAAUCA
Aspergillus steynii IBT 23096 is the source of this 1260-nucleotide messenger RNA. RefSeq names its product GNAT family N-acetyltransferase. Lineage: Eukaryota; Fungi; Ascomycota; Eurotiomycetes; Eurotiales; Aspergillaceae. The transcript has a single exon. The record is from RefSeq and is a predicted model, not a curated record. Bases 228 to 1001 code for a protein of 257 amino acids.